AUGAUCAUCACUGGAAGUACUCCUUCUCUGGUUCACACCUUUAUUACUCGGCUUUCCAACGAGUUCUCCAUGAAGGAUUUGGGUGAUCUUCAUUAUUUUCUUGGCGUUGAAGUCCAAGCUAAUGAGAAGGGUCUACUUCUCAGUCAAACGAAGUAUGCUCUUGAUCUCUUGCAACGUGCUUCAAUGAUUGAUGCCAAGCCUAUUUCUACGCCUUUUGUUGUUGGACAGCAUCUAUCCACCGAAGGGACUCUAUUCUCCGACCCUACUCUGUUUCGUUCUCUUGCCGGUGCUCUUCAAUACCUCACAAUCACCAGGCCUGAUUUGUCCUUCAGUGUCAACUCCAUUUGCCAGUUCAUGCAUGCUCCCACCGAGGAUCAUUUUCGUGCUCUCAAGCGUAUCUUGCGCUAUGUUAAAGGCACUGCUCAUCAUGGUCUUCAACUUCACAAACAGUCCACUCGUGAUCUUCUUGGCUACUCUGAUGUGGACUGGGCUGGAUGUCCUAAUACACGUCGUUCUACUACUGGCUAUGCUAUCUUUUUUGGAGCUAAUUUAAUCUCUUGGUCUUCUAAGAAACAAAGCACUGUCUCUCGUUCAAGUGCAGAAGCCGAAUAUCGCUCCUUAGCUGUUGCUACUGCUGAUAUUGCAUGGAUUAUUCAGUUGCUUCGGGACCUUCAUGUUACACUCUUAGUGCCACCUAAAAUUCUUUGUGACAAUCAAAGUGCAAUUUUUAUGGCAGUCAAUCCGGUUACUCGUCCUCGAUCCAAACAUAUUGCAAUCGACUACCAUUUUGUUCGUGAACUUGUUGAUAAAGGCACUUUGCAAAUUGAUUUUGUUCCUUCACAUCUACAGCUUGCUGAUUCUCUGACCAAAGGAGUUACCAAGCCACAAUUCUAUCUCUUUCGAAGCAAGCUCAACGUUCUCCCUUCUACCACGCUCACCUUGCAGGGGGGUGAUAAGGGAGAAUCAAAUUCUCCAUGA
Molecule: messenger RNA, 978 nt
Organism: Vitis riparia (riverbank grape)
Lineage: Eukaryota; Viridiplantae; Streptophyta; Magnoliopsida; Vitales; Vitaceae
Exons: 1
Coding region: 1-978 (325 amino acids)
Source: RefSeq, a predicted model, not a curated record